Molecule: messenger RNA, 756 nt
Organism: Trichoderma citrinoviride
Lineage: Eukaryota; Fungi; Ascomycota; Sordariomycetes; Hypocreales; Hypocreaceae
Exons: 3
Coding region: 1-756 (251 amino acids)
Cellular component (GO): mitochondrion
Source: RefSeq, a predicted model, not a curated record
AUGAGCGACAAGCUGGAUACCGUCUACUACAUGGGCGCGCCCGAGAGCGUGUCGCAGCAGACGCCGUCCAUGGCGCCGCCGAAAUACGUGCACCACUUUGACAGCUAUUCUCUGGUCAAGCAGCUGCAGGAGGGGGGUUACAGGGGCGAGCAGGCCGUCACGAUGAUGAAGGCCAUUCGGACCAUUUUGGCGCAUAAUCUCGAUAUGGCGCAGGAGAGGCUUGUUAGCAAGAGCGAUGUGGAAAAUGAGUCUUACUUGUUUUCUGCUGCGUGCUCCGAGUUGGCCGCCGAAGUGAGGAAUAACCGGCGGGCUCAGGAUGAGCAGACGCGGCAGCAGCGCACGCAUCUCCAGCACGAGGUCGACAUUCUGACGCAGACGCUGAACCAGGAGCUGCUCACCCUCAACGACAAUGUGCGGGGGCUGUUCAACGACCGGAAGAUGACGGUUAGAGAGGAGCAGAAGGCAAUGGAGAGUGCCAUUCAACAAAUCAACUACAAGAUCAGCAUCAUGCUGAGCAGCGACUCCAAGUCGGAAAUCGAAGGCGUUCGCUGGAUCCUCAUCCGGCGGUCCGUGGUGGGCAUCCUCUUCAUGGCCAUCUUGAUGCUGGGAACGAUACGGUAUGCCACGUUUGUCAGCCACGAGCGGCAGCGGGAGCUGGACCGCAAGAAGAAGGAGGAGGAAGAGUUGAAGAAGGAUGGCGGCAAGAAUGAUCGCAGCUCGGGGCCUGAUGCGGCGGCUAUUCUGGCAGCGAACUGA